AUGAAGGUUCUCAUAGUUGUUUUACUGUGUGCAACAAUGGCUUUUGCCUACCAUCGUAUGAAGCGAUCUCCAGGAGGAUGCUUUGGAGGAUUGUUGGCUCAGGGUUGUGUAGUUACGGGUAACAAACUUUAUGUGAAUGGCGUUUACACGAGGAACUUGACUGAUACGGAAAUGAGCGAACUCGACACUUACAGACGAGCAGUUGAGGAUUAUAAAGCUGUGAGGCUACCGCAGAUUAUUUUCGCAUUUCGUGUUAGGCUAUUUUUGGAGAAUCUUCAAACUGAUACAGUGAUUAAAAAGCUGGUAAAAAAACGUGGAAGGCAAAUCAGUGGGAAAAUAAACAAAGCAAGUCUUUUUUUAGCAGCUGGAACUCGCUUACGAAGAAAAUUGGUUGUCAAGAAGUGA
Molecule: messenger RNA, 405 nt
Organism: Enterobius vermicularis (human pinworm)
Lineage: Eukaryota; Metazoa; Nematoda; Chromadorea; Rhabditida; Oxyuridae
Source: the annotation of a GenBank genome assembly